This is a messenger RNA of Bombyx mandarina (wild silkworm), 7740 nucleotides long. It is a transcript of the gene cas, whose product is annotated as castor zinc finger transcription factor. Gene Ontology annotation, molecular function: DNA-binding transcription factor activity, RNA polymerase II-specific; RNA polymerase II transcription regulatory region sequence-specific DNA binding. Gene Ontology annotation, cellular component: nucleus. The record is from RefSeq and is a predicted model, not a curated record. Lineage: Eukaryota; Metazoa; Arthropoda; Insecta; Lepidoptera; Bombycidae. Gene Ontology annotation, biological process: positive regulation of transcription by RNA polymerase II; regulation of neuron differentiation.
UUUUCAGUCGCGUGUGUACGGCGCGCGCGGCUAGUGCAUUUUGUGUGUUUCCUAUUGUUUUAUGUUCUUUUUUCGAAAUUUUCCCGCGCGCUCCUGUCAACUUUCCGCGGAGUUCGUCUGAUACAUUUUCUUUCAGGCCAUUGUAAAUAGGAAAGGACAAAAGACGUUUGUUUAUGUUUGAAAACUGUGCUUGUUUCGACUUUUAUUGUGUUCGUAUCCCAACAGGAGUGUGUGUGGAGUGACAAUAAGGAUUUAUUGUGAAAAACUGUGACAUUGUGUUCAUAAAUUUUGCCGCGUGCUCAUGAGUUUGGAUAAAUUAAUUUAAGGCAAUGCACCUCUGAAGACUGAUUAAAUAAUUAAGAAGUUUAAGAAAUGAUAGAUCCAUGAAGCUUAUUAUAAGAACCGGCUCGCUUUGGGUUGUGGUCCUGGUAGGGGUCCAAGCAUUGCAAUGACUACUGCGAUGGCCGCACACCAAGAUUCUAUCCAUGAGAGACUUCAACCGGCACCAGAAGAACCGCUAUAUCUCCGCCAUGGAACGCCAACUUGGCCCGAAGCUAAUGACAACCAAGAAGAUCACAGCGCCGACUUAUCUCCGUACUACAACAUGCCCAAACGGAACAAAAGAAAGAACUUCAAGCCUCGAUGCGCUCCUAACACCUCAGCAUUUUCUGAUGACUCGAACGAAGGAAACUGCGAGGACACGAGGAGUUCAAUCAACGGAAAUGAGAGAACUACUCCUGAACACAUAGAAGAUGACAAAGAAGACGGAGGCUACGCUAAAAUCGGCGUGAAGAACUUUAACCUACUGAAAGGAGGUGCUGUAGAUCUCAGUAGAAGAUUAAGCACAGAUUCAAAUGAGAAUAUAGAAUCGAAUUACCAAGACAGGUUAACAGAAAACAAAAAGGUAGAUUCUUUUCAGAGAUCCUACAUCCACAGCCUUCAGAUGACCCAAGCUAGUGAAAACGAUAGGACCGUGUUAAACUUUAGUAAUUUACAAAACAAAACAUUUUGUGCCAAAAAUCCAUUUGCUAUAUCACAACUAAUCAAAACAAACUCUCCGCCGAGGAGAAGGGACUCUGAUUCCGAUGAAGAUAAAGGGCAGGACAUAAACGCUAAUGAAAGGUUAGAAAAUCAAGAGUCGAUAGAAACCGAUGCCCAAUCUAAUGGAGACACGAACAAUGCUACAAACAGAAUCUUGAGAGAUUACGCUAUGAAUACAAUGAAGGAAUUACUCGGGAUUUACGGUUUAUCUUCUAAUGAAGUCGCUGAGGCCAUAAGUGGACAGAUAAGGGCUUUAGAAGCACUUCAAGGUAAACCUUUCACCCAACUACCGCUUAGUUUGAAGAGGCGCCACGACUCAACACUGGAAGACGGCACCGAAAGAAGUAUCAGAAGAUCUUCGUCGGCUACCGAGGAUGAGGACUCUACGAAUAUUACACCACCGAAGACACCGGAUAACGAAUUGCAAGCACAAAGACAAAGAGCUUUACAAAUAAUCAACCAACAAUCAAUGAGGCUGUUUAAUAGAUCUCAGGCCCAGGAGGAAGACGGCAGCGGAUCUGAUGACGGAGAUCAGACCCUCGAUUUGAGUGUGUCCAGGGACACAGAUGGACAAGAACAGUCCACAACGUCGAGUGCGGGAAACAGUGUAUCAGAGUUCGAACAGCAAAACAUGCUGAUGAGGAAGAAUCUCGAAGAUCUGGCCAAUCUGCAGAUGCAGGGCUACUUCCAGAAGCAAUCGUUGGACGCUGAUGAUUCGCAAGAAAGAAAACUUCAAGCCAGUGGUCUUUUAAGCGCGCUGAAUCAUUUGGACCAAGCCCGAAAGAACUCUUUGCAGACGACCGUAGAUUACUCUAGAUACGUUAAGAGGUAUGGAUCAACAUUGGAAUGCGGCUCAUCGUAUUGCAAAGAUCUCGGUUACCGAGAGCAUUUCCAUUGCAUGGACUGCACUGCUCGGGUUUUCUGCAAGAAAGAAGAGAUGAUACGGCAUUUUAAGUGGCACAAGAAACGUGACGAAUCUUUAGCGCACGGAUUCAUGAGGUAUUCCCCGCUGGACGAUUGCUCGGAACGGUUCGCCGAUUGUCCACACAACAGAAGUCAAACGCAUUACCAUUGCAUACAAGACGGCUGUGAUAAGGUGUACAUCUCGACGUCAGACGUGCAGAUGCAUGCGAACUACCACAGAAAGGACACUGCGAUCCUCCAGGAAGGCUUCCAGAGGUUCAGAGCAACCGAGAGCUGCACGGCCUCUCACUGCAUCUUCGCCGGGCAAAGGACUACACAUUUCCACUGCAGGAGACCUGGAUGCACUUACACUUUCAAGAACAAAGCGGAUAUGGAGAAACACAAGACGUAUCACAUCAAAGACGAGGCUCUGUCCAAAGACGGCUUCAAGAAGUACAUGAAGAACGAGGCGUGUCCGUACCGGGACUGCCGGUUCAGCCGGACCUGCAACCACAUACACUGCAUCCGCCCGCACUGCAACUACGUCCUGCAUUCCAGCAGCCAGAUCUUCACACACAAGAGGAAACACGAGAGGAAGGAACAAGAAAUGAGCUUCGGACUGCCGACGUCGGUCAUCCAAUCGGCUUUGAUGCAGCAAGGAGCUGACCUCAGCCUGUACUCCCCCGGGAACCUGCACAUCGACGAUGAUAUCUCAAAUCAGAUUAUGGACUCUGAUUACUCGCUUCCUUUCAACCCCGCAAUAGUCGAGGAGGUAUCGAGGAAGUUCAUUGAGACGUUCACCGGGGGCAAGGAUGCUGACGAUAAGUGCACCAAGUGUAGCGCCUUCAACAAGCACUACCAUUGCGCGGCGGACGGAUGCAAGAUGGCGCACAGUUGUCACACGACGAUGGUGAAGCACGCAAUGGAACACGAACAACAGAACCAGGUGACCGAGGCGUACUUCGUGAUGUACUCGAGGGGCAGUCCGUGCGGGAACUCGGCCUGUCAGCACAUCCGGGACAUCACGCACUACCACUGCACUUGGGAAAAUUGCGGUGCAGUAAUCUUGUCGUCCGAAGAGCAUCCAUUCAGAAGACUAGAACACCACCGUCAGCAUGCGAUUCUCAGCCCAAUGUCCCCUAAUUUAGCGGCUAGAUUCGCUCCUAACUUUACACCUCAACUAACUGCUCAACUACACCCGAACAUGGCUGCGCAGCUCGGACAAGUUCCAAGUUUGCCAAAUCUCCCUCCGAACUUGGCUCAAUUGGCCCAAAUGGCGCCGAGCCUUGGACCGCAGCUGACACCAAACCUGCAGGCGCAACUUAACCUUGGGCCCAAUCCCGGAGUAGUGCCUCAGCAAGUCAAUCCCUCAAGUUCCCUGGACGAAAUGUUUAGUAGGAAGCGAGGAAGGCCGCCGAAGAAUAGAGUCGUCGAAGUCUGGACUGACAAUAUCACGCCUCAAGCGAUAUUCACGUCAUUCAAGCUCCCUAAAAGCAAUCAGAUGCCUUCGGUUAUACCGUCGCCCAUCAUCGCCACGGUCGAAGAAUUUCCGCGCAUCAAAUUCCACCACUUCGAGGUGUUCACGAAUUUGGACGGCUGCAGCCAAUAUUACCCUAACUGUCAACUGAGAAUGACCAGGAUCCACUUGCAUUGUUUCAACUGCAGCUUCUCUGGCGAAACCUACUCCAUCAUGGAGACGCACAUGAGAGAAUCUCACUCGAUCUCCCCCCUAAUUGAUGGAUUCGAUCACUUUCCCUCGUUUGACCAUUGCGGUGGGAAAAGCUGCUUCAAGAACCAGUUGCGGUCCCAUUUCCAUUGCGCCCAAGGGAACAAUUGCCCAGCUAUCAUAACCCAGUACUCCGUGCUGGCAACGCAUAAGCACGGACGCGGCACUCCUGUGAUCAAGAGUGAAUCCGAACAAGAUAAAUCUUUCGAAGAAGCCAGAGAUUAUUCUUUAAAAGAGAGAGCGUCAGUGGACAGUGUAGGUUCGACGAAAGAGGCCGAUAUAUACGCAGCAACGAAUUUCACAAUCAAAAGCGAAUUCGAAAGGGAACAAGAUAACGUUUCUGUAGUAAAAGCGACGGGCACGUUUUACCCGUCGUCACAUUUAAGAAGCAACGCUUCCUCUCCAUCCCCGAGGAGCAUCUACGAUGCGUCUCCAUCGAAAGACCUCAAGCCUCGCGUAGACUUUGAGAAGAAGGCCUUCGAGCCUCACAAGAGUACCGGGCCGACCAUACCACCCUCGUGCCACGACCAGACCUGUCCUUUGAACAAGUCUGCUGGAGGGAUGAACCUCCACUAUCACUGUCCUCAUUGUAGUCAGGCGUACGUGGAUCUGAAGCUACUGUUCAGUCAUAUGAUGAAGAAGCACAGUAACAACGAGUCAGCACCCGCCGGAUUAGCAGCCACCAAGGAGACGUUGGAGAGGGAGUAUCCUGAAAUAUCGAUUCUGCCCUCGACGGCUUCUUCAUCAGCAAGCCAGGCCCCUUCACCCAGCCAGAGACAACCCAACCCUGCUGAUCAGGUCCAAGCUGUCCACAGUCUCCUCCUACAGCAGUACCUAGCCGGGGGCCGGAAGGGCAGUCUCCAGGACCAGCUGAAGAUGCAGCAGCAGUACACAGCCUCUCUGGCGGGCCUGCCGGGCCUGGCUCAAGUGGCCCUCUUCUCUCAGGGCGGGCCUCCGUUUCCGCUUUACCCAACGAUGCUGUACCCACCGGAUCUGCUACUUGAGCAAAGUCUCAUUCAGGGACACGGCCUGCACCCCGGGAUGGACAAGGAAGCCGAAAUGAUCGCUAAAUCUCGUCGGACGCACACGGCCCGCGGUCCACACAUGCGCGUACUGAAGGACGAGCCCAUCCCCGAGGGCUACCUGCGAUUCAGAUUCAACGAGGACUGCGCUUAUCAAAACUGCGGAUACAGGGAACAUCAAACUCACUUCCACUGCACUCGCAAGGACUGCGGAUAUUCCUUCUGUGACAAGACCAGAUUCGUGCAGCACACCGCCAGACAUGAGAGAUUGGACACGUUGAUGGGAGGUGAUUUCCAGCAAUACAGAGCCAACGUCUAUUGUCAGAGGCCGGAGUGUCCGCAUGCUUCCACGUUCGGUACAGGCCAGAACAAGGCAUCGCAUUUCCACUGUCUCAAGUGCGACUUCGUUUGCACGGACACAAACAAAGUGGUCGCUCAUCGUCGCCAGCACCAGAAGCUCGAUUCCAUUCAAGCGGCAGGCUUCGAGAAAUUUCCGCCCAGCAAAGGUUGUGGAUACGAACCGCAAUGUAUUCACAGUAAGAAGCAAACCCACUAUCACUGUCUUCAGUGCGGUUUCGCUGUGCUUGGCCUCUCCCAGAUGACGUCACACAAGUACAAACAUCAAGAAGCAAAUCUAGGACCCUCGACCAGCGGCACCAACUGACCAAGAGGCAUACUCACAAAUUUGUAUCUGAAACUAAAUCGGAAAAUUACACUGCACGUCUAUCGCCAAAGUGACGAUUACAAGUUUCGUACUAAAACAGUAACGAGAGUUUAGUAGUUUUUUUCUACUAAUCUCCCAAAAAAAAACUUUUAGAUUUAUAUGAGUGACUGUUUUACGUAGAUGUGUGUGUGUCCCUCAAUAAAAUCGUGCCUUAGAUGCAAAUUAAAUUAUGGACCGAAAAUAAGUGGCAAAUCAUGUGCCAAAUAAAACCGUAAAUCUUAUGAAUGUUAAAACAUAAAGCAAUUUAUUAUGACUUAUAUAUGUAUUGAAAACUAGUAUUUACAUGCCAAGUGUGUAUUUAGGUAGUAAAGUAUGGAAAACAAGCGUGUGUGUUAUAGACUAACGCAUGUUCUUAUAAAAUGUGUAUUUCCUAAACCCUGACCAAUCUUAGGUUAGUUUAUAUUGAGAAAAAAUAUUUAUAUUUAUUAUUACCCCCCCAAUAAAAAAAGACAUUUUUACGAAUAGUAUUAUUAAUGUAGACUUGUCGAAAAAUUAGGGCAAAUUUAUUUUUUGGGUUAAAAACACCGGUUUGUGCCUGUACCGUUAAUGUCAUGACAAUAUUAUGCAUUUCCAGUAGAUUCUGGUGGUAAAUGAUUACGUAGAAACAUUUAUUACUGUCAGAAACUAUUGCAAAUAAUAUUUAAUAGUUCUUAGAAUCCGCACACGAACAAGUGUAAACGUAAAAAAAUUCUAAAAGUGAUUUUAAGAUUAAGAAUCAAAAAGAGAUACAAAAAAUAUAUUUAAUAGGAGAGCUAUUUAAUAAUAAUAUUAUAAUUAAAAAGAAAAUGUCAAUUCUAUAACAAAAAUUCGAUGUAAAUAAGAUUAGGAUUAUAUAAAAUAUGUUAGAAAAAGGAAUGUAUUUGUUAAAAAUAAAAAAUAAAAAAACAAAAUGGUAUAAAAUAUUAUGUGUAAUCAUACUGAACUAAUGUACAGUGAAAAGAGAGUGCUAAUUUUGGUAAUUCAUGAGGUAGCCAUAUAAUGCCAUAAAUUCAUUGUAAGUGUAUCUUUUUUUUUUUUUAAUUAGUUGUCUAUGAAACAGUAUUAGUCUCAAUGAAACAUCCUUCAGACCUUUUGCAUUCCUAUAAUAUUCCUAGCGCCCAGUUUAGUUCUUAGUGAAAAUUAAUUUUAACAUUACAUGUAUCCCUCAACGUUUAAACUAUAAUUUUAAGAUCGAUUACUCUAAGCAAUCCCAUCUGAAACUGAUCGCGUAAAAAACAUAAAAACAUCGGAUAAGUUAUUGAAUAUACGACCUUAAGCCGCUGGCGUGGGGAUGUUUUUCCUUCGCAAAUCACUUUUGAACUCUUAAUUAGUAAUCAGUAUUUACUAGACUAAGCACUUCAGUUGUUCCUAUUAUUAAGUCACUUGCACUAUUUUCUACCAUAACUCACGUGUUGUUCUUGCAUUGGCAACACAGACUCAAACCAUCAAUGUAUAUUGAUUAAAUAAGUAAGUUAUUCAGUUUCUAAGCUGUCCACUUCCCAGUGUAUUUUUUUUUUAUUGUUCCUUCAAUUUUCUUAAUCGUUUCGUUGUAGUGCCAUAACGUUAUAGUCACAAAUUAUUCUCAAUAUAUUUAUAAUAGAUUUAUUUGAAGACUCUUUCGAGCGUCUCAAGACGAAGUAAAUGAAUUUUUAUUCUUUAAAUAAUGUAAUUAAUGUUUGAAAUAGUUUUUUUUUUCCAUAAAAUCCAAAACACCUAAACUCAUCAAUUUGUCAUUAUUUGUCCCUUUAUUAAUAAUCUUGAUAGUUAAAAAAAUUAAUGCAACAAAAAGACAGACAAUAAUGAUUGAUAUUUUUAUAAAAAUAAUAGAACGUUAAUUUUGUAGCUAUUUGUAUAUUAAAAAUAAAAUGGUACGGCAAAUGAAAUUUGCAAACACACAGAAUAAACCACGAGUCAUCCAUCAUACAUUUCUAACAAAAAAAAAACCUACCAUAAACUCAUAUUUCGUAAAUCAAUACCCAAUAUAUACGUUUUAUAAAUUGUUAUAUUUUGUUUUGUUAACUAAUUUUACAUUAUUUUUUUUGUUUCGAUCUAUCUCUGUCUCUCUCUAUCUCUAUGCUAUUUUCAUUUGACUCCUCCCUUUGAUAGUUUAAUCGCAUUAAGAGUACGUACGUAGCUUUAAUUGUAGUAUGUUUCUUGAUUAUUAAUGCAAUUACUGCAGUAUUUUGUUCGCUGCGUCGAGAGAUUGUGUUGCGAAUGUGUGUUCGCGCAGACUACCCGCAGGAUUCGUUUCCGUUUGUAAAAUGAGCGGCUGUUUUUUUUUUGUAUCACGAGAUUACAUUGGUUUAAUAUUAUUUAGUUUUGUUUACCUCAUGAGUUCUAGGAAU